CCAUUAUGCGCCACCAGCAGAAAACCCAGAGCCAUAAACAAGCUGCUUUUUCCAGCUGCAAGUCGCCGGUUUAUCAUAAAACUCCAAAGUUCAGUUCAAAGAGGAAGGAAGAAACCGAAAGAGUGAGGAGAGAGAGCGAGGAGGGAUGAAGACAUUUCCUUUGCUUUACCAACCUGUGCUCCCUCACUCAUGUUUUUCUGAUUAUUUUCCCCUGGUAAUAUAGUCUAGCGCGAAGAGGACUUCCUUGCAUAUCCACAUCCAUCAAUGAUGUUUGGAUUUCAACAAAAUGGACUACAGACUAAGAAAAGGAAAUAUUAAGGCUAAAGAAAGAACACAUUUUUUCACCAUUAAGGUCCAUCUGUCAUCAUGGUGUAGCUAUCAAACCCAAACUGAGAAACCCUCUAGAGAAAUCCACAGAAACACUGCCCAUAGCUGUCCAAUGUGACUGGAUCAAGACGUUUACCAUUAUAUCUAAAAUGAUGGAAUCUGGCCUGUUACCUUCCACAGACCCCUCACACCUCAACACCAACAGCUAUGUCAACUAUAGCAACAAAAGCUGGAGUGGCCUCCCUAAUGAUGACACCAUAAGGUACAAUCGCACCCUGACCCUCCACGACCAGUUACACAAUGCCCUGCUGGGGGUCUCGCUGGGGCUCCUAUCUCUCAUCACAGUUAUAAUGAACCUGCUUGUGCUCUAUGCAGUGAAGAGAGAGAAGAGUCUCCAUACUGUGGGAAACCUUUAUAUCGUUAGCCUGUCGGUGGCAGAUCUGAUUGUUGGGACGACAGUCAUGCCUCUCAACUUGGUGUAUUUGUUGGAGGAUGAGUGGAAACUGGGACGGGCUGUGUGCCAGUUUUGGCUCAUUAUGGACUACGUGGCCAGCACUGCCUCAAUUUUCAGCUUGUUUAUCCUGUGUUUGGAUCGGUAUCGCUCUGUCAGGCAGCCGCUGAAAUACCUGAAAUACCGAACACGGGGAAAGGCCAGCGUGAUGAUCUCUGGAGCCUGGCUGCUGUCAAUGAUGUGGAUUAUCCCUAUUUUAGGAUGGAGGUCAUUCACACAUGUAGACCUUAAACCCGAGGAGGAAAACAAGUGUGACACAGACUUCCGGUUUGUCACGUGGUUUAAGGUCAUCACGGCUGUUUUCAACUUCUACGUACCCUCCAUUUUGAUGCUGUGGUUUUACACACAUAUCUACUUGGCAGUGAGGCAGCAUCUAAGAGACAGAGAGAGAAUCAUUCACCCGACAGACUCAUUUGGGGAAAAUGAAAAUGGAGAAACUGCACCAAAUUCAGGCAAAAAUGACUCCAAAUCACCCAAGAAGGAAAGUGAGGUUUUGGGGAAACGAUCAAAAGCAGAACGACUGCUGGACCAAAACACCCUUGACCAGCCAGUUUCCCUUGAAGAUGGCGCAAAAAACAAAACUGAUUCAACUCACAGGGAAAAUAAUGAAAAGUGUAGACGGACAUCACUGCUUGCUGUGACAACAAAACACCUCAGAAUGGCACGCAAGGCUAAAAUGUGCUCUUUGUCUCCAGAGGAGAGGCAGCCAGACACUGAGAUUCCCCUAAGCCAAUCAUCAACGCCUCAGGAGGUGAUUUGCUCAGGUGGAAACAACGACAACAAACCUCAAGCCUCUUUAAAUGAAUGUCAUGUCACUGUACCAAACUCAGUCAGUGGAGUUUGUGAUGCCAGUCAGGUAUCAGAUGUGCAGACAUACACAUCUGUGCUCUACAACAGCUAUGACCCCAGUCAAGCUCUGCCCUGGCCUGAGGAAGGAGCUGGGGAUGCCAAAAUAGAUCCAGAUAACGCAGCUACUCUUAGGCAGGCGUGGCACAGGUUUAUUGACCAAUCACGACACCGUAUUCAAAGUCUGAGGAUCCAUAAGGAGCACAAAGCAGCAAAGCAGUUAGGUUUUAUAAUAGCUGCUUUUUUACUGUGCUGGAUACCGUACUUUAUAGUUUUCAUGGUCAUGGCAUUCUGCAGAGAGUGUGUGCGCCACGAUCUUCACAUGUUUACUAUAUGGUUAGGUUACAUCAACUCCACUUUAAACCCUUUUAUAUACCCGCUCUGCAAUGGAAAUUUCAAACGGGUCUUCAAAAGUAUAAUGAAGAUUAAUUUGUGACAGAGCAAAUAAUUAGACAAAAUCAAAGGUGUCUAAAUGUUGGGAUAUCCCACAGCAGGGGAACAAUGAAAAGUCAUAGAAGGAAGAGGAAACCGGUAUUUAUUUAAGCUGUCAGUUAUUGACCAUAUAUUCUAAAUUUACUGUUGUACACAGAGUUUGACUUGGAGUCAAGUUGAGGAUGAUGUU
Molecule: messenger RNA, 2306 nt
Organism: Melanotaenia boesemani (Boeseman's rainbowfish)
Lineage: Eukaryota; Metazoa; Chordata; Actinopteri; Atheriniformes; Melanotaeniidae
Gene: hrh1
Product: histamine receptor H1
Exons: 2
Coding region: 477-2120 (547 amino acids)
Biological process (GO): adenylate cyclase-activating adrenergic receptor signaling pathway
Cellular component (GO): plasma membrane
Molecular function (GO): G protein-coupled acetylcholine receptor activity
Source: RefSeq, a predicted model, not a curated record